AUGGUUGCCGCUACUUUUGUAAGCAACUUGCCAGCACCUGAACCCGCGGCUUCGAUGGCGCAAGAAAGAGCUAGGGCGGCCUUUGAUCCAGCAGAAAUGCACCAGAUCUUAGAAGGCACUCCAGAAAAAGCCCAGCAGAUUUUGGGCCUCUACCAGCUGUUGGAAAGAGACCCCGUGCUAGCACCGUCCUUUUACGACUACGAGAUGUCCCGCGACGAAAACCGCUUGCAAACCACACGGCGCAUAGCCAGAAUGGCUCAGUAUGUGGAGAAAGAGUCUCCGGAGGAUUUCUGGCGGCGUUUGGGACUUGUGACCGCCUAUGAUCCAUCGUUGGGGAUCCGUAUUGCUGUGAACUUGGGGCUCUUUGUCAAUUGCAUCAAAGGCAACGGAACUGCGGCCCAAUACAAGUAUUGGUGUGUGGAAAAAGAGGCUCGCCAUAUGAAGCAAGUGUGGGGCUGUUUUGGCAUGACCGAGUUGGCCCAUGGAUCCAAUGCUGCUGGGGUUGAAACCACUGCUACUUUUGACGAGAAAACCGAUGAGUUUGUGAUAAACACGCCUCAUAUUGGAGCCACGAAGUGGUGGAUUGGAGGAGCGGCUCAUUCGGCCACUCAUUCUAGUGUCUAUGCCCGGUUGAUAGUCAACGGAAAAGACUACGGAGUGAAGACGUUUGUGGUGCCUUUGAGAGACUCUCAACACAACUUGAUGCCGGGGGUCUCCAUCGGCGAUAUUGGAUCGAAAAUGGGCCGUGAGGGAGUCGACAAUGGCUGGAUCCAGUUCUCUGGGGUUCGAAUUCCUCGCUUCUUCAUGUUACAGAAGUUUUGCCGUGUCGAGAGAGAUGGCACUGUCAAGAUGCCUCCGCUCGAGCAAUUGAGCUACAUUUCUCUUUUGGAAGGCAGAGUUGGGAUGGCCGCAGACUCUUACCGUAUCUGCGCCAGAUUUAUUACCAUAGCUGUAAGAUAUGCAGUUGGCCGUCGCCAGUUCAAGAAGGAAGAGAAGAAAAAAGAUUCAGACAAUCUCGAAACACAAUUGCUUGAUUAUCCAUUGCACCAGCGGCGGUUGAUGCCUUAUUUGGCUUUGACGUACGCUGCAGCUCUUGGAACUGAUCGUUUAGAACGGCAACACAAAUUUGUGGUCUCCUCUUUGGAAGAGGCGGUGAACAAUGACGACCAGAAUGGAAUAAAAAGGUCUUUGGGUGACACUAAAGCGCUUUUUGUGGACUCUGCUGCGUUAAAGUCAACUCUCACAUGGCUCGCUGAACGCUGUCUUUCGGAAACCAGACAGGCAUGUGGCGGUCUGGGAUAUUCUGCCUACUCUGGAUUUGGACAAGCUUAUGCCGACUGGGCUGUUCAGUGUACAUGGGAAGGCGAUAAUUCUGUAUUGGGAAUGUCUGCUGGCCGUUCGGUGAUGAAAAAAGUAGCUGACGUUUUGACAAAGAAAUCAGGUAUUUCUCACAACAAGGUGUCUGGCCAAGGCAAGACUUUAUCCAUUGAAAACGGCAAUGUUUCCAAACAUCAACUUGGAGUGUCAAAAACCAAUCUGCGUGCUGUGUCUUCUCUGAGUCCUGGUCUUUUCAACUCGGAUACAUUGUCGUUUCUUGACAACGCUUCUUCAUACUUGACUGGAUCAUACCUCGAGUCGGACUUUGCGCCUAAAACGGUGCUUACUGCACUUGAAGCAUUAAUUGUUCGUGUUGCCGCUUCAGCUCUUGAAAGCAAAGAUGGCUGGGACCUGGUGUCCUACGAAAGAGUGCUUCUUUCUCGUUUGCGUUGCCAUCAAUAUUUGUUGCACACAUUGGUUCAAGUUUUAGAUCGCAAGAAAACGCCUGAUCUUCAAGAACCUCUUGAGAAAGUUGCUCGCUUGUAUGCUCUUACAAGUAUCGUGGAAACUUAUGCUCGUGAGUUUAUUGCUCAUGGAAUUAUGAGUGGAGAAGCUAGUUUGAUUGUCACAUCAAAGUUGAUUCCCCAACUGUGUUUGGAAGUUCGCCAGCAAGCAAUUCCUCUCACGGACUCUUUCCAGAUUCCAGACACCCUUUUGAAUUCGGCUAUUGGUACGCAUGAUGGCAAUUGGUACGAGAAUUACUUCCGGGUGGUGAAGUCGCAUAACGAUGCAAGAAAGACCAAGGCUCCAUAUUCACACGAGUUGGAGGGGUUCUUGAACCGUCCAAAUUUGGAUGCCCGUGAAAGACACGAAAGAGGGCACGAGGCACAAAAGAAGCUUUCGGGGUGA
Messenger RNA from Clavispora lusitaniae ATCC 42720, 2226 nucleotides. RefSeq names its product Acyl-CoA oxidase family protein. NCBI's taxonomy places the organism in Eukaryota, Fungi, Ascomycota, Pichiomycetes, Serinales, Metschnikowiaceae. Gene Ontology annotation, molecular function: acyl-CoA oxidase activity; FAD binding; fatty acid binding. Gene Ontology annotation, biological process: lipid homeostasis; fatty acid beta-oxidation using acyl-CoA oxidase. The record is from RefSeq and is a predicted model, not a curated record. Gene Ontology annotation, cellular component: peroxisome.